Molecule: messenger RNA, 1087 nt
Organism: Sphaeramia orbicularis (orbiculate cardinalfish)
Lineage: Eukaryota; Metazoa; Chordata; Actinopteri; Kurtiformes; Apogonidae
Gene: scn2b
Product: sodium channel, voltage-gated, type II, beta
Exons: 6
Coding region: 223-891 (222 amino acids)
Cellular component (GO): plasma membrane
Source: RefSeq, a predicted model, not a curated record
UGAGACCAACCAUCACAAGGCUACAGACACUGCCAGCCAUGUCCUGCCUCUAAAAUAAUACUGUUUUUACCAUUUUAACGUAUAUACCAAGAGCACUUUUGAGGCUCUUUUUCUAUCCACUGACAUUUUUUGUAAAGAUAAAACGUGAUAUAUAUAUAUUUUUUUUUUUUGUUUUUGUAAUUUUUUUUUUCUUUUUUUUUAUACAAUAAGACGGAGAGCGCCAUGUCUUCCCUGUCUGCGCUGGAGCGGAGGUCUGGUGUUCAGCUGGUGAGCGCACUGCUGCUGCUGCUGCUGCUGUCGCUCUCCGGCUGUUCAUGCAUGGAUGUAUUAGUGCCUGCUAACAUCAAUGCACUGAAUGGAACCAAUGUCAAAAUCCAAUGCACUUUCACUUCCUGCUAUAAAAUGGAUGCCACCAGGUUCGCCAUGAACUGGACCUACCAAGAAACAUUGAAUGACACAGAAGAAAUGUUUAUGACGUACUAUAGAAAAAAAGGAAUGGUGCCUCUGCGUUCAGACCGAUUUGGAGACAGGGUUACAUUUACUGGGAACCUGGACAAGAAUGAUUUGUCGGUCACCCUAUCAGAUGUUCAGCUGGAGGAUGAGGGAAUUUACAAUUGCUAUGUCCGAAAUCCCCCCGAUCGCUUCCAGGGACAUGGUGUCAUAAGACUCAAUGUCCUCACUGAACUUCCCCCUCCUUCGAGACACUCUACCAUUGCAGUAGCCAUUGGGGCGUCAGUGGGCGGAGCGUUAGCCCUACUGAUACUGUCUAUGGUAGUGGUGAAAUGUCUCCGUCGACACCGGAAACAGGAACUGAUAUCAGAGGAGAAGAUGGAGGAGGAGGGAAAGUUGGAAGCUGAAGGUGUUGCAGAGGAGGGAACCAAGCAGCCAUAACUGGGUCACUAGUUUGAGCAGCAGCCUGUGCAGGUCCCACUCCCAACACAUCCUCUGACAUGUCCCCCUAAGUGAAGAUCUGUUGUAACAAUUGCUUGAAUUAACAUUUACUGAUUCCAUUCAUCCACUCUGCAUGUGUGUUUUGGUGCACACGUGUGUUUCCGUGUGUGUGGGUACUGAAUGUGUAUAUUUUAGU